Molecule: messenger RNA, 3558 nt
Organism: Eublepharis macularius
Lineage: Eukaryota; Metazoa; Chordata; Lepidosauria; Squamata; Eublepharidae
Gene: LEPROTL1
Product: leptin receptor overlapping transcript like 1
Exons: 4
Coding region: 64-459 (131 amino acids)
Biological process (GO): late endosome to vacuole transport via multivesicular body sorting pathway; negative regulation of growth hormone receptor signaling pathway
Cellular component (GO): endosome
Source: RefSeq, a predicted model, not a curated record
GCGGACUUCCGGGGCUUCUCUGGGCUGGCUGCGAGCGGCCUGUGCGGCGGCGGCGGCGGCAUCAUGGCUGGCAUCAAAGCUCUGAUCAGCCUGUCCUUUGGAGGAGCAAUUGGGCUCAUGUUCCUGAUGCUUGGCUGUGCCCUUCCACAGUACAACACAUACUGGCCCCUGUUUGUUCUGUUCUUCUACAUCCUGUCUCCAAUUCCCUACUGCAUAGCAAGAAGAGUCGUUGAAGACACAGACGCCACAAGCAACGCCUGCAAGGAACUUGCCAUAUUUAUGACAACUGGCAUUGUCGUCUCAGCAUUUGGGCUUCCAAUUGUGUUUGCCAGAGCGGUCCUGAUCCAGUGGGGUGCCUGUGCACUCGUCCUCACAGGAAACACAGUCAUAUUUGGCACCAUCCUAGGGUUUUUCUUGGUCUUUGGCAGCAAUGACGACUUCAGCUGGCAACAGUGGUAAAAAAUGCUACAGAGAACUAUCAGGCAUCUUAUGUCAUUCAGUGGCCAUCCAUCUAAGAGAGAGAACGGGCAAUAAAGCAAGCGUGCUGUUUCCACCGAGGGACCCUGGGCGUGUGACGUUCUAUAAUCACUUUUCCUCUCACAUUCUGUUUUAACCGUUUCUUUGGUUUCAAAUGUUUUUAAUUGUUGAUGUUGUUUUAUUUUAAUGUGGGAGCCAGAAUAUUAAUGUGAUGUUGAAAUGUGUGUUUUGUUUUUUUAAAAAAUCACAAUGUGUUUAAAGAUACCUUGAUUUUUUUUCUAAAACCCUGGAUUAUAUUUAAGCUGUAAUGUGCAAUCGUAUAACCAAACUGACUAGUUGAGAGCAAAACCCCAGCAAAGGGAAGCAUUUUUGCCGUGCAGCCCUGAGGAUGUUUAUUUGCAGUCCCACUGAGUUCAGCAAGGGUUACUCUUAAGGAAAUAUUCACCAGACUGCACUUGAAGUCUCCCCCCGAGAUCAGUAGACUUCAGCAUGCGCUCAGCACUCCCUCAUGCCUUUUGAGCCCCAGAGGACGUAAAGUGUGUUGCUUUGGCUUGAAUUGUGCCACGAAUCCGCACUCGCCCGCAUGUCUGGAGGAUUCGGAUAGUGAUGUGUAAAGGGUAGCAGAGAAGGACUCGGGAAUUGCCUGUUCCUGCCUGGAACUCUGACCACGCCAUUAGCACGGGACGGGAUAGCUGUUGACGAUAAAGGGGUUUCUGCGUUUUAAUUGUUUGGGGAGUUUGUACUUGUUGUACAAAUAAUUUGUAAGCUUUUUAUUUACAGUUGCUCUCAACGGCAUGAGACACCUCCCAGUGUGGGGACCUGAUGUUUAAAAUCAUUUUUUUAAAUUGAAACCUUUCUAUUUAUAACUCUAUGCUUUUGGCAUUUAGUCAACUUCUGUGUUGCACCAAAGGGGAAAGGAAAGGCACAUCCAUGGAACGACUGACCCAGGGGGCAGAGUCCAGCAGGAACUCCCCCCCCCCCACAAUGAGCCCCCCCCCCAUGCGAAUGAAUUCGCCCGCCUUGUUGUUUUUCCAUGGGGCGUUUUGCAGGACUGCUUCCCAGUGGAUUGCCCCUCACUGUUUUUGCAGUAGAUCACAGGAGAAUUCCCACUUCCCUUUUUUAAUUUAUUUUAUACACCGUAUCAGAAGGCUUUUGAAAUGUCGAUUGGAACUUUUACUGUGGGUAACGCUUAUCAGAUCAGGUUUACUGCUGCACUGUCAAAGGUUGGCUGUUGGGUAAAUCUUUGACUGAAAGUUUUUUUUUAGCGAUUGUCAGUGUUUCCAUUUAUGCAUUAAUGUAGUAAAUGUUAGAUCAUAAUAGUAGUCCUGUUAGAGUAUAUCACUUGUAAUUUUUAAUAUUUGCUGCAUACCUCUUAAUUGUCUUUUCUGUGAACCCUAAAUGACCACUUUUCUUAGUCGCUGUUCUGUUCUGUUGCUGGCUCCUCUGUCAGAUGUUUAGAUGUCUGCCUGCCUGUUCCUUGUGUAUUCAUGCCAACUAGCCAGGUUGGAUCAAUAAAGCGAGUCCUCUAAAGGUGUUAAUCCUCCCCCCUUUUUAAAAUUGUCAGCUUGGGGCAUGAGCCACAGUGGAUCCUCUCCAAGGUACAGCUCAGUGGAACCUUCUUGCCUCCUCCGGCUAAGCCACAGGCAUGCAUGCGUCUCAGUGCACCAGUCAUGGGCCUGGAUCCUGUUCAGUGUGAGUUGGGCCGUGCAAGCAGAAAUAGACUUCCUGGCCUCUUCCCUCCUGCUGUUUCCCCCUUGAAAUUGUGCCCCCAGGAGUCAGUUGGACCAGCAUGGGUGGCAAAGGCAAAGAUCGGUAGAAGUGAAGGUGCUUCCCGCGUUCUCCCGGCGGAAGUGCCUGCCGCCAGUGGGAAGUCAUCGUUGGGAUCCAAGCCCUUAAUUGCGUAGUUUCCAUACAACCGUCUAGCCGCUCUUCGCCUUCCUGGGGCCCUAGGCAGGACCCGAGAGAGUUGAAGGGCAGCUGGGUGAGCCAUGUCUUGGCCUCUGGCUGCAAGUAGCACCUGGUGUGCUGCAAGGGGAAAUGGCCCGGAGAGAUGCAUGGUGGGGGGGGGGGCGUGCAUUGAGUCUGCAUACUGAUCUCCUCCCACUGGAACAGUUACAACUUGGGGUUGGAUCAUUCACAUGAUGCUGGCAGGCAUCAGAAAUGACAAUAUUUUUAUGACUCUCUGUUGGUACAUAAAUGUUUGCCACUGGGUUUCUGUGUUUUGUGUAAAAUAACGCUCUAUUAACGUUGAAUACAAAGCAAACUUGAAGUCAGAUGAUCAUGAUGGUGGCAUCUGUGUUCUAACUUGAGGAAUCAAGAGCUGAAGAUGACAUAUGCAGGUUGGCUUUGAAGAGACUGAUUCAGAACUGAGAGCUAAAAAGCAAUAUUGGGAGAGCCCGAUGAGAUUUAUUGCCCCCUCCUUCUUUAAACAGCAUGUGUCCACUCCACCCCCACCCCUCAAUGCUGUAUCUUCAAGUGCUUUUGAAAGUCCUCUUGGCUUACAUUGCAAAUCUCUCAUGUGGGCAGGAGAGAACCAGGCGGCUGGGGUUCAAGAAACAGGUCCAAAGCUCCCUUGGAGUCACGUAACUAGCUCCGUAGUUGUCUGGACGUUGGCCCAUGUUUUAAGUAUUUGGAUUUCUUUUUCAUUUUAGAGGAUUGGAAGCACAGAUUUUAAUGUAUGAUGCUGAGACUUGUACUUUCAAAUCCACAAUGUUCCUUUGGAAGUUCUAGGCAUCUGGGGUGGUCCAUUUUUUGACAUUGUACAGAUGGAUGUGAACUCACUUUGUGACCCUCCCAAUUCUGUUCUCCCAUGUACUGCUGUUACUUUACUUGACGGCUACUCUUCAGUUAAGUGCCCACUUUUGUAUUUAACAAUAUAAUGUGUUUUCUCUGUGUGAAUUGUGCGGGCAGCAUAGUUGUGACAGUUUGCUCAUUUUUAGACACAGUGCUGUCUAUGGUUUUCAGGUUAGACAUUUAAGAGGUGUAUCCCCCCACCAUGUAAUAUGCACUGAACAGCAUUGCCAUCCUUCUACCAAGAAAACUUUUGAUGAGAAAAACAAUAAAAUUUUAAAUACCACCUUG